This is a messenger RNA of Nothoprocta perdicaria, 3761 nucleotides long. It is a transcript of the gene ZNF319, whose product is annotated as zinc finger protein 319. The transcript has a single exon. Bases 362 to 2026 code for a protein of 554 amino acids. Lineage: Eukaryota; Metazoa; Chordata; Aves; Tinamiformes; Tinamidae. The record is from RefSeq and is a predicted model, not a curated record.
UGCUGCUCCGUGGGCCGUGUUCCUCGUCCGUGUGAGCCCCUCGCAGCCGGGACCAAGAAGGGCCUCCGCUUGCUUCUGCCUUCCUUAGUUCAACGCGAAGAAGAGAAGAGCAGCAAACGCAGCGACUGGUCCACAGAGAGCGGCUGCUGAUCUAAGGAAGAGCCUGUGGCCUCUCGUCUCCCUCCUGCCUCUCGAGGUCUGGCCACAGGCUGGAUUUCCUGCUCUCGGCUUCAGGAUCAGCACGAGAGAAUCAGGCUCUUGGCUCGUUUUGAUCUGUCCUUUUCACUCAAACCUUUGCAACCGAGAAGCUGAAGCUGUCCCUGCUCCUCCCUGCUCCACCGCCGUUUCUUUUCCCCCAAGCAUGUCAGAAAGCUGGCAGCAGCCGCCGCAGCAACCGCAGCAGGCGCCGCCGCCGCCGCCGCAGCACCACGGCGGCACCGCGGCGCUGCCGGAGCACUCGCUGCCGCCCAGCACUGCCGAGAACGCGCUGGGCUGCGCYGUGUACGGCAUCCUGCUGCAGCCAGAGCCCAGCCUGCAGCACCACCAGCACGCGGCCCUGCAGGCCGGGGAGCCGGCCCACAAAUGCGGCGUGUGCGGCCACGACCUCGCGCACCUCUCCAACCCCCACGAGCACCAGUGCUUGCCGGGCCAUGACCGCUCCUUCCAGUGCACGCAGUGCCUGAAGAUCUUCCACCAGGCCACCGACCUCCUGGAGCACCAGUGCAUCCAAGUGGAGCAGAAGCCUUUUGUGUGCGGCGUGUGCAAGAUGGGCUUUUCCCUCCUCACUUCGCUGGCGCAGCACCACAACGUCCACAACGGCAAUGCCAUGAAGUGCUCUAUCUGCGAGAAGACCUACAAGCCUCCCGAGGCAGAGCCCUCGCAGCCUCUYGAUGCCUCGGAGAAGCCCUACAGCUGCUCCAUCUGCCAGAAGACCUUCAAGCACCUGUCGGAGCUCUCGCGCCACGAGCGCAUCCACACGGGGGAGAAGCCCUACAAGUGCACGCUGUGCGACAAGAGCUUCAGCCAGUCGUCCCACCUGGUGCACCACAAGCGCACGCACAGCUCGGAGCGGCCCUACAAGUGCACGGUGUGCGAGAAGACCUUCAAGCACCGCUCGCACCUGGUGCGCCACAUGUACGCGCACUCGGGGGAGCACCUCUUCAAGUGCAACGUCUGCGAGCUGCACUUCAAGGAGUCCUCGGAGCUGCUGCAGCACCCCUGCACGCCAAGUGGCGAGCGGCCCUUCCGCUGCGGCGAGUGCCAGAAGGCCUUCAAGCGCCCCUCGGACCUGCGGCAGCACGAGCGCACGCACAGCGAGGAGCGGCCCUUCAAGUGCGACCUGUGCCACAUGAGCUUCAAGCAGCAGUACGCGCUCAUGCGCCACCGGCGCACGCACAAGGCCGAGGAGCCCUUCAAGUGCAACCUGUGCGAGAAGGGCUUCGUGCAGCCCUCGCACCUGGUCUACCACCAGCACGUGCACGGCAUCGAGAACCUCUUCAAGUGCAACGUGUGCCAGAAGGGCUUCAACCAGUCCUCGGAGCUGCUGCGGCACAAGUGCGUGCAGAAUGCGGAGCGGCCCUUCAAGUGCGCCGUGUGCAACAAGUCCUACAAGCGCGCCUCGGCCCUGCAGAAGCACCAGCUGGCCCACUGCGCCGAGAAGCCCCUCAAGUGCACGCUCUGUGAGAGACGUUUCUUCUCCUCCUCCGAGUUCGUGCAGCACCGCUGCGACCCGGCCCGCGAGAAGCCCCUCAAGUGCCCCGACUGUGAAAAGCGCUUCAAGUACGCCUCGGACCUGCAGCGGCACCGGCGCGUGCACACGGGCGAGAAGCCCUACAAGUGCCCCUCUUGCGAGAAGGCCUUCAAGCAGCGCGAGCACCUCAACAAGCACCACAGCGUGCACGCCCGGGAGCAGCAGUACAAGUGCAUGUGGUGCGGCGAGCGCUUCCUGGACCUGGGGCUGCUGCAGGAGCACAGCGUGCAGCACACGGCCGAGGGCGCCUACCAGGUGGCUGCCUGCUUGCCCUGAGCCUCGCGCCCGGCAGCAGCUGCCGACUUGCAUGGGACGCUCCUGGGCCUCRGCCUCCCCUUCCUCCUCCUCGCUUGUAGGUGGCCUCCAGGGAAUCGUGGCAGAACGGGGAGGUCAGGCGGGCAGUUGGGGCACCCCUCCGCUGGCCUCUGUGGUUCAUGUGCCACCUGCGUGCCAGGGCUGACAGAUCAUGGGAAAAACUUGAUGGGGAGGGAGAGCGAAGGAGGGAGGUGAGGAGAGGAGGUGACGCCUGUAGUUGCCUAUUGUCCCCUGGACUGUAAUUCACGUUGUAGCAGCAGCUCCGGGGCUGAGAGCUGGCCCAUCUCUGCCCACAUGCCCUUCACACGGGCCCUCUAUCCACUGUSCUGCCUAGCAAGGUGAGGAGGGAGAGCUGGGAGCCCUCCUCGUGGAGAGGGAUCGGGGCAGCGCCAGCCCUCCCCUCUCCCUGGCUGUGCUGCUCAGUGAUGCAGUAGAAGGUUCCCGGGGCUGGGAUCCCCCAGCCCCAUCGCUCCGCGUCCCYUUGAGCAACUCGGGAGGACCCUUUUGGGUCUGUGGUGCUGACUGWCUACCCCGAGCUCCCGUGCUCUCCCCGGAGCCUAGGAAGGGCCAAGCCACGGGGCUGCGCGGGCCCGUGCACACUUUGGCCUCRCUGCUUUGGCAGCGGCGCUCGGCGAGGGUCUCGAGCGAGCCUGCCCAGCGCCCCCCAUGUCUGGCAGUGUGGGCAGCGGCGCAGGGAGGGUCUCCGUGCUGUGCUCCGGGCUUCACUGCCCGCUUUUCUCGAGGCCUGGCUCUGCCCAAGGCUGCCCUGGCAGCCCUCGCCCCUGGCGCUGCUUGCGCCUGCCUCCGGGCGCGCUCAAGUGGGCGGAUGCGGCAGCAGCUCAACACUAACGCGCGAGGCAAACACUACUGCUCCCUGCAGCUUCCGAAAGGAGCUCGGCUGCCGGCACCGCCGACCUGGGGCUCAGGCCUCGCUUGCUGGAGCAAAAGAGUGUCCGGAGCGAGCAGGGAAGGAGCCUUUGUGGCCUACGGGCUCCGCGCCGGGUGAAGGGGAAGGCUGGCAGGAGCUGAGGAAGGAGCAUAUUUUCCCCUCCACUCUUAGGAGAGUCCCUUUCCACCUCUCUGCUCUUUCUUUAUUCUGUAUUUUUUCAGGUUUUGCAAGUUCCCGUAAGCAAACAUCCUCCCCUUUGCGUAAGCGAACGCCGUCCCCUUAGCAAGAUUGGUGCAGCGGCCGGGUCUUCCUCUGCAGAAUUUGUGGUCUUCUCCUGCCCAAGAGCCUUUUACGUGCCAGCUAGAUGCCUUCCAGGUUGCAGGAGCUUAACCAAGUUGCCCCCCAGCCUUCCCUUCUCCAUCUUUGCCGGCCCUCCGUUGAGUUGGGAGCCUCCUGACUCCUUUUGGCUUCUCCAAUAAACGUCCCCAGCAAACGCAGGCAGAUGAACCUCGCGGAGUGUCGGGCUGGGCCUGCUUUGCUCGAUGCGGACGCCGACCCGGCAGCGGGAGGAAGGUUUUUAGUCGCCCUUUCCAGCAGUGCCCGGAGGAGCCGCGUGUUUCCGCAGCCACCUAGCAGCUCAGGGCCCCGUGCGACCCCGCGGCUGGGGCUCCUUCACGUGCAGCUUUAGGGAGUUUAACAUAAACCUCCCUUUCUGCUGCCCGAGGAGGAGGGACCGACACUCAUCUUACUCUACACUGCCUAAAGAUGCAGAACUUCCUACUAAGUUUUUUUCUGACUGCGUUUUUU